Morone saxatilis (striped sea-bass) is the source of this 2789-nucleotide messenger RNA. RefSeq names its product serine protease 53-like. The record is from RefSeq and is a predicted model, not a curated record. Gene Ontology annotation, biological process: proteolysis. The transcript is spliced from 15 exons. Lineage: Eukaryota; Metazoa; Chordata; Actinopteri; Moronidae. Gene Ontology annotation, molecular function: serine-type endopeptidase activity. Bases 1 to 2280 code for a protein of 759 amino acids.
AUGCACGCUCUGCACAAGUUCUUGCUUUUUCAUGUUCUGACAUGUUUCGGAGGAAACGCGCUUAGGAGUGAAAUCAUAAAUGGUAAAAAGACCAAGCUGAAGUCGAUGCAGUAUAUGGCCUCGGUGCAGAACAAGCAUGGCUACCAUAUAUGUGGAGGAUUCCUCAUCAGUGAAGACUUUGUACUCACUGCUGCGCACUGUAAAGAUAUGAAUCCUACAAGUGUUGUUCUUGGAACCCACAGUCUGAGGAGGGUUGAUGAUAAAACAAUGAGAUACGGUGUGAAGAUGUGCAAACACCCAUCUUAUGUGAAACCUGUGUUUGGGAAUGACAUCAUGCUUCUCAAACUGUCUAGGAAAGUUCCCCUGGGCAAAAAAUCACUAAUUAAGACAAUUCAACUUCCAAGCCGCAAAAUUCACCUUAAAGAAAACAAAACAUGUGUUGUAGCUGGAUGGGGUUUCACAAGAACUGGUGGUGGAAAUGUUAAUGACCUGCAAGAGGUGAAUGUUCCUAUCAUUAACCUGGAAAAGUGUCAGAAGAAAUGGGGUAUUGACCUUCCUGCCAAUGUUAUCUGUGCAGGGGGAUAUGGCACAAAGAAAGGAUUCUGUCAGGGCGAUUCUGGUGGCCCUCUGGUGUGCGGGAAGGUGGCAGUUGGUGUUGUUUCCUUUAACAACAAGAAUAACUGUGACUACCCAGAAUACCCCAACAUCUAUACAGACAUAUCAGCAUGUCUUGCCUGGAUAAUUGACACCCUCAAUAAAAAGAACUCACUUGGGAGUGAAAUCAUAAAUGGUAAAAAUGCCCCAGAGGCAUUAAUGCUGUAUAUGGCCUCGGUGCAGAACAACAUGGGUGAUCAUAUAUGUGGAGGAUUCCUCAUCAGUGAAGACUUUGUACUCACUGCUGCGCACUGCAUCCGCUCGAAUCCCACAAGUGUUGUCCUUGGCACCCACAAUCUCAAGAAGGUUGAUAAUAGAACAAUGAGAUACAAUGUGAAGACAUGCAAGCAUCCAUCUUUUGAAAAUGUAGGACUAGGUAACGACAUCAUGCUCCUCAAAUUGUCCAAGAAAGCUCGACUGAACAAGAGAGUAAAACCGAUUCGACUUCCAAAGACUGCGAUUAAAAUAAAAGAUAACGCAAAGUGCCGUGUGACUGGAUGGGGUUUCACAAGAACUGGAGGUGAAGUUACUAAGGAGCUACAAGUGGUGGAUGUGCCUUUUGUCAACCUGACGGUCUGUAAGAGAAAAUGGAAUAGUUUAAAUGAACUUCCUGACAAUGUGAUCUGUGCUGGUGGGUAUGGCACAAAGAAUGGAUUCUGUAAGGGUGAUUCUGGUGGUCCUCUGGUGUGCGGCGGGGAGGCUGUUGGUAUUGUGUCUUUCAACAUGAGGAGCGACUGCGAUUACCCAAAUGGUGAUUCUGGUGGUCCUCUGGUGUGCCGCGGGGUGGCUGUUGGUGUUGUGUCUUACAACAAAUAUGCCAACUGUAACUACCCAGACGCUCCCAACGUCUAUGUGGAUAUCUCAAAGUUCCUUCCCUGGAUCAACAAGACCAUGGCCAUCAUCUUCAUACUCCUGCUGCUCUUUGUUCCGAAUGGAGCUGAUGGAUCUCGUAUUGUUGGAGGCAGAGAGGCUGCCCCCCACUCUCGCCCCUACAUGGCCGCGUUGCAAGUCCGAGGUCGCCUGAACUGUGGGGGAACCCUAGUGAGAGAGGACUUUGUGCUCACAGCAGCACAUUGUCAGAUACCUACACCCUACACAGUUGUACUUGGAGCUGAUUCCCUGUCCGGUAAUGAAUCUACAAAGCAGGAGUUCACCACUGUCAGAUCCAUUCCACAUCCCAGCUAUGAUGGACAUGCAAAUGAUAUCAUGCUCCUAAAGCUCAACCGAAGGGCCCAACUGACUGAAGCGGUGCAGCUGAUCCCUCUGAAAAGGGGCAGGGUGAGCACAUCCAGUAAGUGCAUCACGGCUGGCUGGGGGGAUGUCGGGGAUAACAACACCUUGCCAAACAGGCUUCAGGAGGUCAAUGUAACCACCCUGACGCAGCAGACCUGUCGUAGAAGAUGGAGUGGUGUUCCCAUCACCAGGACAAUGGUUUGUGGUGUUGGGGGUGACGUCUUUCAAGGCUUCUGCUCGGGGGAUUCAGGUGGUCCAUUGGUGUGUGAUGGAGCUGCAGCAGGUGUCGUCUCCUUCUCUGGCCGGCGAUGUGGAGACCCCAGGACGCCUGAUGUCUACACGCGCAUAACAUCCUUUAGGGACUGGAUUACAAGUGUGAUAAACAGCAAUUAGGCUAAUUAGAUUGAAUGGUAAUGUGUCACUAUGCUUAAUUGGUAUGCACUUUGAAGACAAGGCCCUGAAUGGAACGUGGUGUUAUGUUGUUUAAUAUCUGUUUAACAAUGCAGCGCUGUGGUUGUUGAGAUAAACAUAAACCUUUACUGAUCCCCAGCGGGGAAAUUUGGUUGUUGCAGAAGCACAAUGACAGAAAUAAAUGCAUGAAGUAUAGAAAGUAAGAUAAGUAAAUAUAUAUAUAUAUAUAUAUAUAAAUCUAGACCGAAAUAUAAGAUGUAUAAAUGUUAGAUGAGUUGAUAACUGAAGUUUUUGUAACCUUUUGUUUUUGUUACAUUGCAUGCAUUCGAUAUAUGGGUCAGGCAAAGCUACUUUCAUUAAUUUAAUUUCAUUCUAAAGUGUCAAAUAUGCUGAGCUGAAGAUCAAUUCCCAUUUAUUCAUUUUAUUGUAGUGAACAUACUCUAUGUAUCAAACAAUGACACCACCUUGAUGAUGAAUAAAACCAUUAUUUC